This is a messenger RNA of Chlorocebus sabaeus (green monkey), 1801 nucleotides long. The record is from RefSeq and is a predicted model, not a curated record. Lineage: Eukaryota; Metazoa; Chordata; Mammalia; Primates; Cercopithecidae.
UUUUCACAACGGCGUGAUUUCAGAGCUGGGCUGGUCUCUGACAGGUUCAGCUGAAGAGGGACGGGUUGGGACGCACUGUCCUUUUGCCCUUCCCCCUUCGCCAGCAGAAGCUGACUCCGCAGGAGCGAGGGUCGCAGAGCUGGGGGAUUUAAGUCUCGACAUAGUUUUGGAGCCGGACUUUUGAAGAAUGAUUGAUGAAUCCGGAAUGGGUGACAGCGUCAUCACGGCAUUUUAUUGCUGGGAGCAUGAUCUACUUCAUGGGGUUGUUUGAAGAUUAAAUGAGAAAAUAUAAAGGGCUUAGAAGAGUACCUGAAACGUGAUGAAUGCUCAAUAAGUGUUAGCAAUUAUUGCACCAAGUAACAAAUUUGAAGGAAACAUUCUGUACAGACCAUGGAUUCUUAUGAUGUACCAGAAUCAACUCCUAGUGCAUCCUCAAGACCUGAAGAUUACUUUGUAGGUGCCACUCCUCUGCAAAAACGAUUAGAAUCAAUCAGGAAACACACUUCAUUUAUCCCGACUCCACCUCGGAGGAAAGUUCCCCAGUGUUCACAGUUGCAGGAAGAUGUUGACCCUCAAAAGGUUGCAUUCCUUCUGCAUAAACAGUGGACUUUAUAUAGUUUAACUCCCUUAUAUAAAUUCUCCUAUAGUAAUCUCAAAGAAUAUUCUAGACUUCUGAAUGCUUUUAUUGUUGCUGAAAAGCAAAAAGGACUUGCUGUGGAAGUGGGAGAAGACUUCAACAUCAAAGUGAUUUUUUCUACUCUCCUAGGAAUGAAAGGAACACAAAGGGAUCCAGAAGCAUUUCUUGUCCAGAUUCUGUCAAAAUCUCAAUUGCCAUCUGAGAAUAGAGAAGGUAAAGUGUUGUGGACUGGCUGGUUCUGCUGUAUUUUUGGAGACAGUCUUCUGGAGACUGUUUCAGAAGAUUUCACCUGUCUGCCCUUAUUCCUUGCAAAUGGAGCAGAGUCUAACACAGCCAUAAUUGGAACUUGGUUUCAGAAAACCUUUGACUGUUAUUUCAGUCCUUUAACAAUCAAUGCAUUUAAUCUUUCCUGGAUGGCUGCCAUGUGGACUGCAUGCAAAGUGGACCAUUAUGUGGCUACUACUGAAUUUCUUUGGUCUGUACCCUGUAGCCCUCAAAGUCUGGACAUUUCUUAUGCAAUACAUCCAGAGGAUGCAAAAGCUCUAUGGGACAGCAUCCACAAAACACCUGGGGAGGUUACCCAGGAAGAAGUUGACCUAUUCAUGGACUGCCUUUAUUCACAUUUCCAUAGACAUUUCAAGAUUCAUUUAUCAGCCACAAGAUUGGUUCGUGUUUCAACAUCUGUAGCUUCAGCACAUACUGAUGGAAAAAUAAAGAUUCUGUGUCAUAAAUAUCUUAUCGGAGUGUUAGCAUACUUGACAGAACUGGCAGUUUUUCAAAUUGAGUGAAGCCUUAUGUGGACUAUAAGUUAUAGAUUAUAUACUCUUUUUCUUAUUGAUGACUUGCCUAAUUGCUAUGCUGAAAGAGACUGCAGGAGAAAUAGGCAUCUAUCUCUGCAUCUGUUUUCCCCACCAUGCCUUUGGAGUUGCCAAGAUGGAAGCCAAGAAGGAUCUAGAAGUACAAAGAAUAUGGUAGUAGAUGACCCACAGCCAGGUGCCCAUGUACUAAUCAUGAUAACCUGGCAUGCCAAUCUCAAAAUGCUGAGUUAUUAAUUUCUUGUCAUCUUUAAAUAUAUAUUUUUUAUAUAUAUAUAUAUUAUAUAUAUAUAUAUAUAGGCUGGGCUUGGUGACUCACACUUGUAAUUCUAGCACUUUUGGAGGCUGA